UUUUUCGAUUCGUCUCUCGUUUUCCUUCCGUCAACAUUUUUCCCUUCAGAUCCUCUUCAUUCUAGCCGAUCAUGGCAUCUCAACAAGACAAGUUCUUCUCGGCCAUGACCAACCGGUCGCUCCGUACUGUCCGAGCGGAGCUAGAGUUUCUCGCAGAUGCCUCAGUCAUUACGCCACAGCAACUGUCGUCGAUUCUAUCGCAACUACCAAAUCAGGGCGAACGUUCAGUGUCUGCUCCUCCUCCUCAGCCAUCACCAGUGCAGCCAGCCCCUGUUGUACAGACUCUUCCUUCUCCUACCCCAUACUCUCCUCCUACAGCACAGUUCGCCAAUACCUCGUUGAACGAAAAGACAUCUUAUCAACAGCCGCCUCCCCAGCAACAUUAUACUCCGCCUCCUCCUGCCUACCCCCAGGCACCCACAGUGCUCUCUGUUGCUUCCGCACUCUACGCAUACACUCCUACAGAUGCUGGAGAUUUGGCUUUGCAACCGAAUGAUCGUGUCCAAGUUCUGGAGCACAUGAACGCAGAUUGGUGGCGUGGUCGCAACGAACGCACAAACCUCGAGGGUAUCUUCCCUCGCAGUUAUGUGAACGUUCUUAAUGAGAAAGCCGUUGCUUCCCCUCCUCCUCCAUCUAGCUAUGGCAACAUGCCUUUGGAAGUUAGUCAGUCUGGCUCCGGCGCACCCGCCGAAGAGAAGAAAAGCAAGUUUGAGGAGCAAGGCAAGAAGUUCGGCAAGAAGAUGGGCAACGCUGGUAUGUAUAUUUCACCCAUAUCCUCGAAAAUUCUCAAAAGGCUGACCUUGGGACUCAAUUCAGCCAUCUUUGGUGCCGGUGCCACGAUUGGCUCCAACAUUGUUAAUAGCAUUUUCUAAUUCAGCGCUUUGGUUUUCGAUUCCGGUUUGCUUUACCUCUAUUCCAGUCUUCCACCGGUCGGGACAACUCUUUCAUUUUGCCCCCUCUUAUUUUGUCUCAUAGGAACGGCGUUGGCGGGGUUCUAAUUUGCUCAUUCUUGUUGAAUAAGGAAGCCUUUCAAACGAACCUAAUGACCCCCCUUACCAAUAUUGACUGGCUGUGGGUAAAUUUUAUUGGUAUUGCUUGAUUCAAGUCUCCAA
Aspergillus ochraceoroseus IBT 24754 is the source of this 1112-nucleotide messenger RNA. Its product is annotated as SH3 domain-containing protein. Gene Ontology annotation, cellular component: ESCRT-0 complex. The coding region runs from base 72 to 872 and encodes 266 amino acids. The record is from RefSeq and is a predicted model, not a curated record. Lineage: Eukaryota; Fungi; Ascomycota; Eurotiomycetes; Eurotiales; Aspergillaceae. Gene Ontology annotation, biological process: protein transport to vacuole involved in ubiquitin-dependent protein catabolic process via the multivesicular body sorting pathway. The transcript has 3 exons. Gene Ontology annotation, molecular function: protein binding.